AUCGAGUGCACCAGGAGUGCUCGAGCGGAGGGGAGGUUCAGGUACAGGUGCAGCAGGAGAGAAGAGCACCGAGGCGCAUGCCUUACCUGGGGCCUGAUAUGACAACCCGGCUGUCCGCCAUGUUUUACACGGUCGAAGUCGGGGACACCAGAUUCACCAUUCUGAAACGGUAUCAGAACCUGAAGCCGAUCGGAUCCGGAGCGCAGGGCAUCGUUUGCGCGGCGUACGACACGGUCACCACGCAGAAUGUCGCGAUCAAGAAAUUGUCCAGACCUUUUCAAAACGUCACGCACGCGAAGAGGGCCUACAGGGAAUUCAAGCUGAUGAAGCUGGUCAAUCACAAAAACAUAAUCGGUCUGUUGAACGCGUUCACGCCGCAACGCUCGUUGGACGAGUUUCAAGACGUCUACUUGGUGAUGGAGCUUAUGGACGCGAACCUGUGCCAGGUGAUCCAAAUGGAUCUGGAUCACGAACGCAUGUCUUACCUGCUGUAUCAGAUGCUGUGCGGCAUCAAGCACCUGCACUCGGCCGGUAUCAUUCACAGGGAUUUAAAGCCGAGCAAUAUCGUGGUAAAGGCCGACUGUACGCUCAAGAUCCUCGACUUUGGCCUGGCUAGGACCGCCGGAACCACCUUCAUGAUGACGCCGUACGUGGUCACGCGGUACUACAGGGCGCCAGAGGUGAUCCUCGGAAUGGGAUACAAGGAGAACGUGGACAUUUGGUCGGUCGGUUGCAUAAUGGGCGAAAUGAUUCGGGGUGGCGUGCUGUUCCCCGGUACGGAUCACAUCGACCAGUGGAACAAGAUAAUCGAGCAACUGGGAACUCCGGCGCAGGAAUUCAUGCAGCGGUUGCAGCCGACGGUGAGGAAUUACGUGGAGAACAGGCCGCGGUAUCCGGGAUAUCCGUUCGACAGGUUAUUCCCGGACGUUCUGUUUCCAUCGGACUCGUCGGAGCACAACAGAUUGAAAGCCAGUCAAGCCAGGGAUCUAUUGUCGCGCAUGCUCGUGAUCGACCCCGAGCGACGCAUCUCCGUCGACGAUGCUUUGCUGCACAAUUACAUAAACGUGUGGUACGACGAGGGCGAAGUCAAUGCCCCCGCACCAGGCCCGUACGAUCACAGCGUGGACGAGAGGGAGCACACGGUGGACCAGUGGAAAGAGCUGAUCUACCAGGAGGUGAUGGAAUACGAGACGAGCCAUAAUUCCGCGACGACGGCUCAAACGUCCGAGAGCGGUGAUGCCCGGUAGACACGCAGGAACCUUGCCACCUUACGCGUCAAGGACGCACCUAGACUGUCCGACCUGUCAUACGUACAUAUAUACACACACGCGCGUAUACACGAGCGCACGCGAGCGCGUGCGGACACACACACACACACACACACAUACACACACACAGAGGCGGUACACAUGCGUGUGUAUAUGUAUGCAUGUAUGUAUAUACAUAUAUACAUAUAUAUAUAUAUUUCGCGGAAAUGUAAAGAAGGGAAGCGACGAUUAGAAACCGAUCACGUCCAUGGGAGAGACGUACGUUAAACGAAGCGCCGUUUUUGUUCAAGGCGAAGAAGAAAACGGGCGAGGCAGGAAGAUCGCGAACCGAAUGAUAUCGUAACGGGAGAGAGUGAGAGAGCGUCAGAGAGAAAUGCCACGAGAGCGUGCCAGCGGGUGUGAGAGAUCCGGAGCGAGCGCGAGUGCGAGAGGCAGAGAGAACGAGAGCGCGAAGGAGUAAGGUGAAGAAGCGAAGGUAACGCGCGCGUGCGCCUGUGUAUGCGUGUGUGUGUGUGUGUGUGUGUGUGUGUGUGUGUGUGUGUGUGCGUGCGUGCGUGCGUGCGUGUGCGCGCGCGAGAGAUGGAACGAAAGAGAGGAAGGGAGAGAGGAAGAGAGAGAUACGUCGUACGCGCUAACGAAGACGAGGCAUAACGAGCGCGCGUUUGCGAAAACGCGUACACGCUAGGAAUCCCUGCAACCAAAGCAUCGACGCGUUUCGAAGGUCCGCCGCCAACGGAAGCGUUCGCUCGAUAAAAACAGGAUACCGCGCCACGUUCGUCGUUGUUUUCGCCCGGUCUUCUUGCUCCGCUUUCCCAGCGUAUCUUCUCCGAGCCGGGAAACCGCGCAUUCGUUCCCAACGAACGUUCCCCGCGAUCGAGCUUAUAGUAGACAGGUUUGCGAUAACGCUCAACCGUCAUCGGAUCCAUACCGAACUCUGGUGCAGCCCGCUUUCCGAACCGACCUAAACGGUUCUCGUUGCCGUCUUCUUUCGCGUCUCAUCUGCAUCGAGAGAUUCGAUACCGCGAACCAAACCGAACGCGAGACAGAACCCUUUUGCUCGUUGCUCGUCUCUUUCCGUUUGCUUACUUUGCUCCUUUCUUUCUUUCUUUCCUUCUUUCUUCCUUCCUUCCUUCCUUCCUCUCAUCUUUGCGCGUCUACCUUUCUCUCUGUCCACCCCAAUCCCGAUCCCCCCACGGCUGUUUCUUCGAUCGUGCGCGUCGCGAAGCGGUAAUCGAGCGAUCGCGGAUAAACUGCCCACGAGGUUCUCGUCUCUUCUUUGCCCGAUCGCGCUCCAACGAUCUCUUCGUCGACGCGCGACGCGCGACGCGGUCGAGGAAGGCUGGUCGCGGGCUUGGUUCACGGCGAUAAACAGACAGGAGCGCGUCUGGAACGAUUUCGACGACAACGGAAGGAGAAUAUGGGAUCGAUGGUCGAUCGAAAGGAACGCGAAAAGGAAAACGCGUACGUAGGUACGUACGUACACGCAUACACGGAUACACGUUACGCGAAGGAACACGCACACCGUGCGCGACACGAUACACACGGACACACGGAGUUUUGUAGGUAACUUUCGAAAGCGUGCAGAGUACAGGGUGUCGCCGACGAAAGAGCUCGAGCAUUCCCAUUUUCAAAGUCCGAAUUUCCAUUUGCCGCGAUUACGCGUUUAAUCGUCGAACGAGAACAUUGUGUAUUUUUAUAUGCCACUCGAAACGCGUGCUUUUGUCUCAUCGUUUUCGCGCGCUCGUACGCCGCCGAUAUUUUGUAACGCUAACUUUGUAAGAUGGUAACAUUUUAAUCUCGUAAACACUUUCCCAGGGAAUAAUACGAACGAAAGCCGAGAAAGAAUGCGAAAAGAAAGCGGAGGAAACCAGCGAUAUCUAAGAGAUAAGAAGCAUCGUCGGGAGACGAUCGUCCAAGCACGAGGCGACGGUCGAGCCCGUUUUUCUUCGAUAAACCGAAAAUGCAAUGUCGCGGCGAUCGAUCUUCCGAUACCUACGACGACCGUUAUUCGUGGUUAUACUCGUCGAUCGUAUUUAACUAGUUAGUUCCUUAGGUAAAACUCGUUUUCCUUGUGCAAUCGUGCGAUCGUCGUGCCAUUGCACGACGACGAA
Eufriesea mexicana is the source of this 3379-nucleotide messenger RNA. It is a transcript of the gene bsk, whose product is annotated as mitogen-activated protein kinase dJNK. The record is from RefSeq and is a predicted model, not a curated record. Bases 78 to 1247 code for a protein of 389 amino acids. Gene Ontology annotation, biological process: protein phosphorylation. Lineage: Eukaryota; Metazoa; Arthropoda; Insecta; Hymenoptera; Apidae. The transcript has 8 exons. Gene Ontology annotation, molecular function: MAP kinase activity; ATP binding.